Messenger RNA from Diplodia corticola, 1266 nucleotides. RefSeq lists its product as uncharacterized. The coding region runs from base 1 to 1266 and encodes 421 amino acids. NCBI's taxonomy places the organism in Eukaryota, Fungi, Ascomycota, Dothideomycetes, Botryosphaeriales, Botryosphaeriaceae. The transcript has 2 exons. The record is from RefSeq and is a predicted model, not a curated record.
AUGUUGAACGAAGCUGCCACCACGGCCGAAUACCGCGAUAUCGAACUUAGAUUAGUGACCGAUAGGAGACCUGGGUUUAAUCGUCUCAAACGUCUUUAUACAGACCUGGGUGGAGGAGGCCGCAGAUGGUCUGAGACUAGAUGCCGCCACCUUGCUUCCAAGGUCAGAACACUGACCAUCACCGGCAUUCUCAAGAAGUAUCGCGGUCGACCCGGCUACCCUUUUGUUUUGCGCAUCAUCCAAGACGCAGCCUUGAUCGAGUUGACAUCACUGCAUCUGGAAACAAGCCCGGGCUCGCUGCAAGCAUUUGGCCUUCAGCAACAAAAUGAACUGGGUCGCGCACUCGAACGUUUCCCAAAGCUUACUCACUUGAAGAUGGAAAACAUUGCCCUGCCCUUGGGAAACCUGAUCGAACUCAUCAUUCGGCCGGAAAUGGAAUCAAUCGUCGCCAAGCUUGUAACGUCAUAUCAUGACGACCCAUUGAUAACUGCACACACCAGUCGCCAUGCGAAUUGCCAGCACUCUCGGCGCCAGGAACCUUUGCCGCACCUGGACUUGGCCCAAUGCUCUCUCACUUAUCAUCAGAUAGCUGGGCUCUUGACCAUUGCGAACGGGGUGAAAAAGCUCAGAAUUAGCAUUCCCAGGCAGGGCCUGGCGGCUCGGACAGAUUAUCGCUGCGUUCCUUUUUGCCCGUUAGCAACGGUCCAUAACUGCCAUGUGUCGCUGGACCCGCGAGGUGCAGGAAUUUCCCUGGCAAGCGGGCAUGGGAGCAUUGAGGAGCUCGACAUGGUCGUCAUUGGCUACGAGGUCUGGAAAUCUGCAGUGCUUGGCGUUGCGCCAUUCGAUCACUUCACCGGGCUGCAUCACCACAACGGGACCGGCAUGGACUUUUCACUCUUCUCCAAGCUCCGAAAGAUCAGGAUCCCAGCAGAGUGCUUUUUUAGCCCGCACCAAAUGAAGAGGAGCAUUUCAGCAAUGCUGCCAAGACCCCUUGAGGAGCUCGAGAUCAUCUUCCGUACCGACGCUCACCGCAUAUCCAUUGAUAACCAUCCGCAUUGGCCCGAGUGCUACUACGGCUGGCUUGAAGAUAUCAUUAACGCCAAAACCGUGAAUUACCCGGCAUUGAAGGUAGUCAAGGCCGAAGAAUGGGUGGAUCACAGCGCAAGCAGAAUCGUCCCACUGGAAGUACCGCUCGGGUUAUUGUCCAACGCCCAGCUCAAUAACGUCCAGAUCUCGUUUCAGGGACGGUCCAGGGCCCUCGAUUGA